Messenger RNA from Ectocarpus siliculosus, 3513 nucleotides. The record is from the annotation of a GenBank genome assembly. NCBI's taxonomy places the organism in Eukaryota, Phaeophyceae, Ectocarpales, Ectocarpaceae.
AUGAAGAAGGCCAACUUGACCCCGAGAACGAUACUGCUCAGAAGGCCUCGAUCUCGGCCCACCCGGUCGCCUGUGCUGGGCAUUUCACCCGGUACCGCAGCAACAGCAACGCAGCAGAGAUUUCGAGGCCUCGCCUUCGCGGCGCCCAGCUUCCGGCACUUUCAGCCCCACCGACGGAUAAACCGCCGUCGCCCGCUUCCUUUAGCGCCUUCCGCUGCUGCUAAUACCAAGAUUUCGUGGAACACGCACCGAGUGUCCCUUUUCGUCGCUGGCACCGGCGAGGGAGAUGGCCGGCAGAGUUCAGGCUAUGGCUUUCGUCCCACACGAUAUCGCGGCCUUCCAGUCCCUGCACUUGCCGGCCAAUUCGGCCCAGGAGGAUGUUUCGGCUACACGUUUGGCGACGGUGGUCGCACGUUUUGCUCCGCCAAGAGAGGGCGGGCGGAGAAGGGGCGGUUGAGGGCGGGGGCGGGCGUGGGGGCCGAGACAGGGACGGUCAAGCUGAGGUUCAAAGAUGUGGCGACGCUAGAGGAGGCAGAGGCGGCGGCGGAGCUUGAAGCGCUCUCCGAGGAAAUUGCUGCCCACGAUGUUCGGUACUACCUGGAGGACGUACCAUCCGUCACCGACGCGGAGUAUGACGCCCUACGCCUGCGGAAUGGGGAGAUCGAGGCCGCCUUCCCGUCUCUCGUACGCUCCGACUCCCCUUCCUCCCGUGUUGGCGCCGCCAGUACCACCACCGACAUGGAGGCACUCAAUAACCAGCAGGAGCUGCCGGUAGCGGCAGCUGCCGCGACUUCAGAUGGGGAGGGGGGAGCCGCUCCUGCAGGCCCUAAAGCUUCCAAGCGCGCCGCUCGCCUGCCGGCCGUGCGACACCUUCGUUCGCUCGGCUCGCUGGACAACGUGUUCGACGAGGAGAAGGCCGCGGAGUUCGUGGACCGCGUCCGCAGGGCGGCCGACGUCGCCACACUCGGCGAGGGAGGCGGAGCUGAUCGGCAGGCGGGAGCAGCGGAUGGAGCCGCGAAAAACGAGACCAAAGCGGGGGUCGAGGGGGUGCUGCCGCCGCCGCCUCCGCCGCCGCAAAUGGCUGAUGAAGAGGCAAGGACGGCGAUGCCCAUCGGGGUUGAAUUGCCAGGAGCAGCCGACGGGGGAGCACUGCUAGCCGGGGGGGAGGCUCGAGCGGAGCUGUGUUUCGUGGCGGAGCCCAAGAUCGACGGCCUCACGUGUGCCUUGCUGUACGAAGACGGCCGGUUCGUGAGAGCGGCGACGAGGGGGGACGGGGAACGCGGCGAGGACGUGACGGCCAACGCGCUGGCGCUCGGGGACGCCGUCAUCCCACACCACCUCCCGCUUUCCUCUGCCGCUGCCGUCGCGGAGGGAGCGGACGGGGGGGCUGUCCCGACGAGGGAAGCGGAGGCAGCGGCGGCGGCGGCAGCGGCGGCAGAGCGGGCGCCAUCAUCUCCGGUGGUGCCCCGCGGGCGGUUCGAGGUGCGGGGCGAGGUUUUCAUGUCCGAUGAGGCCUUCGAGAGGCUAAACGAGGAGAGGGAGGCCGAAGGCCUGCCCGCGUUCGCCAGCGCGCGCAACGCGGCGGCGGGCAGCUUGCGCCAGCUCGACCCAGCCGUGACGCGCCGCCGCGGCCUGCGGUUCUUCGCCUACGGGGCGGCGGUAGGACAAGAGAGAGGGCGGUCGGCAUCGGAGGAGGCCGCCGCCGCCGCUGUAGGCGGUGAUGCCUUGGCGUCUGCGUUUGGCACCCAGGACGCGUUGUUGACGGCGCUUGAGGGGUGGGGGUUCGAGGUCGCGAGGCCCCGCCUGCCUCCCACGGUGUCCGCGGACGAGCUGGUAGAGUUCCACCGCAGGUUGGCGCGAGAACGUUCUUCGCUAGGCUACGCGGUGGACGGCGUCGUGUACAAGCUUGACGACCUCGCGCUCCAGGAGCGGCUGGGAGCAAGCGCUAGGGCCCCGCGGUGGGCGGUGGCCCACAAGUUCGGGGCGGAGGAGGGCGAGACCGUGCUCUCAGAGAUUGUCAUCCAGGUCGGGCGCACGGGAGCGCUCACCCCGGUGGCGGUGCUGGAGCCCGUGCUUCUCGGAGGGGCAACGGUUUCGAGGGCAACGCUGCACAACGCGAGAGAGGUCGAAGAGCUGGGGUUGCGCCCUGGCGACCGGGUCAAGGUUCGGCGGGCGGGAGACGUCAUCCCCCAGGUGCUCGGACUCGCGUCGCCCCCACACCCGGACAGCAGCAGUGCUGGCGAAGGCGAUGACGACAGCGCAAGGUUUGCGUUCCCGACAUGCUGUCCCGCUUGCGGCACGCCGGUGGUGAAGGAGGAGGACAAGGCCGUAACCCGCUGCCCGGCGGGCCUGAGCUGCCCAGCCCAGGCGGUGGAGCGGCUGAAGCACUUCGUUUCCAAGGGAGCGUUCGACAUUCAGGGGCUAGGCCCGGCAAGACUGCUCGAGCUGUACGAAGCUGGGAUCGUCCGCAGCCCGGUCGACGUCCUCAGGCUGCGCUCGCAGACAGCGGUGCAAGCGCAGCCGCCGCCGCCGCCUGCCGCCGCGGCCCCUCUGGCCGACCAACGAGAGAGGGACGUGGAAGACGGGCUCGAGGGCGCCUCCGUGAGAGACGGUAACAAAGGCGAAGAUGGUGGCGACAAGAAGAAGAAGAACAGCAGAAAGAAGAGGAAAGUGAAAAAGAAAUCGUCGAGCGCCGCAAAGAACCAAAGUGGGGACGGUAACAGUGACCGAAAUGAUCGGGAGGAGGAGGAAGAGGAGGAGGAGGAGGAGGAGGAGGAGGAGGAGGAGGAGUCGAUCCUGGAGGGGAGGGAAGGGUGGGGGCGGUUGUCCGCGAGGAACGUGCUGGAUGCGGUGGACAGAGCCAAGGACGGCGUGUCGCUCGGACGGUUCAUUUAUUCCCUGGGUGUUCCACUCGUGGGCGCGCGCAUGGCGGAAGUAAUCGCGGAGGAGUUCAACGGAGAGUUCGAGGCGUUUUGGGGAGCGCUCACAAGAGCAGGGCUUCCGACACCUCCCAAGGUCGUCAACGGCACCGGCCCGACUGAGCCCGCCGCUGCAGAGGCGUUCCAGGGCAUCCAGGGCAUGGGCCCGGCGAUGCUCGCCUCCCUGCUUCGCUUCGCGAAAGCCGAGAACGGCAAUCGGCCGGUGGUGGAGGCGCUCGCUUCGGAGGUCCGGUUCUCGGCCCGGGCUCGUCGGCGUCAUGCGGGGGGGGGCGAGUGGAUGGUGGCAUUGGAUGCGGUCGUACGCAAGGGGGGGGGGGGGGGGUCCGCAGGCGGCGGCGCUUGGGUGGAGGGGAAGACUGUGGUCUUCACCGGGACUUUGACGAGGAUGAAGCGCACGGAAACGCAAGAAGCGGCCCGCGAGUUGGGAGCUCGCGUGACGGGGUCUAUCUCUCGGAAGACGGAUAUGGUAGUGGUGGGGCUCAACCCCGGCGGCAAGCUGGAGAAGGCGCGGGAACUCGGGGUGGAGGUGGUGUCGGAGGAGGAGUGGUACCGGAGAAUCGGCCUCCCUCCAUGA